This is a messenger RNA of Lachancea lanzarotensis, 1896 nucleotides long. RefSeq names its product LALA0S01e01838g1_1. The transcript has a single exon. Lineage: Eukaryota; Fungi; Ascomycota; Saccharomycetes; Saccharomycetales; Saccharomycetaceae. Gene Ontology annotation, molecular function: zinc ion binding; DNA-binding transcription factor activity, RNA polymerase II-specific; RNA polymerase II cis-regulatory region sequence-specific DNA binding. The record is from RefSeq and is a predicted model, not a curated record. Gene Ontology annotation, biological process: positive regulation of transcription by RNA polymerase II; negative regulation of transcription by RNA polymerase II. Bases 1 to 1896 code for a protein of 631 amino acids.
AUGACAAAAACGAGUAUCGCAAUGAUGCCACCGCACACCACCGAAAGCAUGGCCAAUCCGGCUCCAAAACCUAGUGGAGGUCCUGUUUGCAGGAACUGUCACACACUGACAACGCCGCUCUGGCGUAGGAGUGAGCAUGGCGCGGUUCUUUGUAAUGCUUGCGGGCUAUUUCUCAAAUUGCACGGUCGUCCUCGACCCAUUAGCCUCAAAACAGACGUUAUAAAGUCGAGAAACCGUAAAAGUGCACAUUCGGGGACCAAUCCGGCAACCAAUCCGGCCACUAAUCCGGCAACCAAUCCGGCCACUAAUCCGGCGGCCAAUCCGGUAACCAAUCCGGCUGCUAAUCCUGCUGCUAAUCCGACCGCCAUUCCUACGACCCAUUCAGCUGUCAAUCCUGCUGCCAGUGCAGCUGCGAAUUCGGCCCCAAUCACUCUGCAUGAAUCAGCAGUUGAUAUGCGUAAAAAAGAUCACAAAAAGCGUAGGAUCCAGGACCCUCGCGAAAUAAGCGCUGCGGAAACGCUUGAGACAAUUCUGCAGUUUGAGAAGGGUUCCCGCCAGAUUCCCAGACUACCUGAAUCCCAAUCAGGCGAUAGCACACCGAAUCACGCAGCUGCAGCAGCGGGACACAUGCACGUUUGGCGUAGAAUAAUACCGGCAAACCAAACAAAUCCACCUGCAACACUAGGAGCUGCUGCUUCUCAACGGAAAGCUACAGGCCCAUUUCCCAAUAACGGGCGUUUGCCACAUUUAUCAAAUCUGUUAGAGUCCGUGAAAGGUACUGAUGGCGCGGCCCAAUCACAGACGCCGGACAUUCAGGUAAUUUCGACUUCCUCCCUAGAUCCGGAAAUUCUAAAACAUCAAUAUCAGGAGCAACCGGGUCAGUCUUCAGAGACUACACCGCCAUUGCCGCAACAACGACAUCAGCCGCAAGGGUUAGCUUCGCCACAAAAUUCCGGUUACGGCGGUAAGCCGCCGGUUUCUAACAGGCCUUCGGACUCGGGUCGGGUCCUUCCACCAACAGCUUUAGACAGCCAAUUUGAUGAGCACGAUCGACAAGCGCUAGACGGCAGCUACCAAAAUAUUUCAGGUCAACGAGUCAACUCGGGCCAAAUAGCAAACGGGGCCGGUCAAGUUCCACAGAUGCACAUGGCUUCGAUCAACGAAAUUCUGAAUAACCAAAAGUCCACUUACGAGUCGCUGGGUAGUACAUACCACAACGCAAUGGGUGAGGCUAGAGGACCAGGCAGCAGUAGUGUAUCAAGAGCUCAAUCACCGGGCGCUCAUAAUGGUUCAUCCCAUGGACCUAUACCGCAGAUUGUGCGUCAAAAUAACUCAGAAGGGAGACAUACUUCUCAUUUUCGUUCGGGCUCUCAGACUUCUAACUCUCCUCCACCUAUCGACUCUCAAACAAGUGCCGCCACUGGUACUUCCCCCGUCGUUAACGGUAAUGCUACCCUCAAAGUUGAGGCAUCCAGUGUACAUGAUGUUGAACAACAACGCGGACGUCUGGAACACGAAAUUACUCGUGUUAACCAACACCGCGAAGAAGCCGAAAAAUCGCAACGACACAGGCGUCUGGAACAGGAAAUUGCUCACGCCAACGAACACCGCGAUUAUGCAGAGAAAUUACAACAGCGCGAUGGUGGCGGUCAUAGCAUGAACACUGAUACGAAUAUCAGCAGGUCACGAGGAAGCCGACAUAGUCCUGAUGAGGCAGCGAAUCUGCCAAGCGCUUCUUUAAUCAGUCUCCUGCAAGGUCAGGAAGGAGUAAUAAAGCUCAAGACACGAAUCAGUGAACUUGAAUUGGUCACAGAUCUAUACAAAAGACAUAUACUUGAGCUCGAUGCUAAGUGUCGAGGCCUCGAGGAACAACUAGAAAACUUCAGGAGGGAUUGA